AAUGGGAACUUCAUCAUCCAUCAGUAUCACUUUCCCAAAUGCAAGCAGUUUGAAGGUCUUGGAGGAAGGCAAAUGGGAUCUUCAAUACUGCUUCUGAUCUUAGUUUCGGCUGUUUUUCUUAUAAAUCUCAUUUCUGCUGCCGAUCCUUACUUCCAAUCUGCUUGUGUUAACAAUGGCAACUUCACCGCCAACAGUACUUAUGGGACCAACGUCAACCGUCUGUUUUCCCAGCUAACCUCCACGGCGGAUUUCGAUUAUGGGUUCUACAAUAUGUCUGUUGGUCGGAGCCCUGACCAGGUCAACGCAAUCGGACUAUGCAGGGGAGACCAGAAAGAGGACGUUUGCAGAAGUUGCCUGAACGAGACCGUCUCCGAGCUCGAGAUGCUAUGUCCCAACUACAAAGAGGCGAUCGGGUGGUCGGAAUUCUGUACGUUACACUACUCAAGUCAACAACUCUUCGAAUCCAUGGAAUCCAGUCCUUUCCGUAUACUGUAUAAUGUUAACAACGCUUCAGAUGUUAAUGGGUUCAAUCAGGCAUUGAGCUCUUUGUUGACUAACUUGAGCAGCCGUGCGGCUGCCGGAGGCUCUCUUCGCAAGUUUGCGGGGGAUAACGUGACGGGUCCGGGUUUCUUUUUGAGAAUUUACGCAAUCAUGCAGUGCACUCCAGAUCUGUCCGUGCAAAAUUGCAGCGAUUGUUUGACAACGGCAACGGAAAGGAUCUAUUCUUACUGCUACGGGAAGGUCGGAUGCAGGGUUCUGCAACCGAGCUGUAAUUUGAGAUAUGAGACCGAGCCAUUUUUUACAGCCGUAGACGACAUUCCUCCGCCAUCACCACCACCGCCUUCAGCUCCUCCACCAGAAGGAAAUGAAAAUGGAAAUGGAAAUAAGAGCAAUACAACUCGAGCAAUCAUCAUUGGCAUAGUUGCUUCGGUUGUCGGCAUUCUGUCUCUUGUCCUCUGUAUUUGGAUCUGUUUAAAACUCAGAAAGCAAAGGAAAAUUGUUGAAACUGCUGAAGCAGAUGAAAUGAUCAAGGCUGAGUCUUUGCAAUUUGAGUUAGCCACUGUUAGAGCCGCAACUAAUAACUUCUGUGAUGAAAAUAAACUUGGACAAGGAGGAUUUGGAGUGGUUUACAAGGGCAAGCUUCCAAAUGGACAAGAAGUGGCAGUUAAAAGGCUAUCUAGUGGUUCUAGACAAGGAAACCUAGAAUUUAAGAAUGAGGUCCUCUUAGUGGCCAAACUUCAACAUCGUAAUUUGGUCAGACUCCAUGGUUUCUGCUUGGAAGGAGAUGAAAGGCUUCUCAUCUAUGAAUUUGUGCCAAACACAAGCCUUGAUCAUUUCAUUUUUGAUCCAGUCAAGCGUGCACAACUGGAUUGGGAAACCCGUUACAAAAUCAUUGGAGGCGUAGCCCGUGGCCUCCUUUACUUGCAUGAGGAUUCUCGUCUUCGAAUAAUUCAUCGCGAUCUCAAAGCAAGUAACAUUUUGUUGGAUGAAGUUAUGAAUCCUAAAAUUGCAGAUUUUGGCAUGGCAAGGUUAUUUGUAAGAGAUGAAACACAAGGCAAUACCAGUAGGAUUGUGGGAACUUAUGGAUAUAUGGCUCCAGAGUAUGCAAUGCAUGGGCAGUUCUCAAUAAAGUCAGAUGUUUUCAGUUUUGGUGUGUUACUUUUGGAAAUUAUCAGUGGUCAAAAAAACAGUUGUUUUCAAAAUGGGGAGAACAUAGAGGACCUACUAAGUUAUGCAUGGAAAAGCUGGAGGGAAAGGACUGGAUUAAAUCUCAUAGAUCCAACUUUGAGGAAUGGUUCCACGGCUGAAAUGAUGAGAUGCAUCCAUAUUGGUUUGUUAUGCGUUCAAGAAAAUGUUUCUGACAGGCCAACCAUGGCUUCAGUACUUCUCAUGCUUAGUAGUAAUUCAACCAGUCUCAAAGUCCCCUCCCGACCUGCAUUUUUUAUGCACAGCACCAUGGAAUCAGACAUGUCAUCCUCAUAUGGCUACAAUUCGUCGGUAUCGGACUCGAAGAAAUCAAAGGAAGAAUCACUCACCCUAACAAACAAUGAUGUUUCAAUUACAGAGCUAUAUCCUCGAUAGUUUUUGAGUUUCAAAGGUACAAUUAGAUUCCUAUUGCCAACACAAUUCAGAAUAAUGCCAGAACUCGCUUAUUAGAUGUAUAUGUACUGGUAUUUGAUACCAGUUCUCUCUUGUAAGCAAAACUACGUCCAGGCACGGAAAUUCAGUGUGUAAUUUGAUUCGUGUACUGGUUUCCUUCUAUUACGAUUUGAUAGUGUACAAUUUGAUAUUGGUUUCCUUCUUGUAACCAAAAUUUCUUACAUAUACUGGUUCAGUGUAACAUUUUAUAUGGUCUUGGCUUAUUUCAUCUCAAUCAAAUUGACUUGUGUAA
This is a messenger RNA of Rubroshorea leprosula, 2392 nucleotides long. The record is from the annotation of a GenBank genome assembly. NCBI's taxonomy places the organism in Eukaryota, Viridiplantae, Streptophyta, Magnoliopsida, Malvales, Dipterocarpaceae.